Messenger RNA from Moneuplotes crassus, 1359 nucleotides. Lineage: Eukaryota; Ciliophora; Spirotrichea; Euplotida; Euplotidae. The record is from the annotation of a GenBank genome assembly.
ACCUAUCUUAUAAAUGGAAAAGAAAGGAACCCCUACUAACAGAGUAUUUGUUGUUGGUGUAGGAAUGACUAAAUUUGUCAAACCUUCUGAUAAGACUCAAGGUGAUUAUCCAGAUUUUACUAAAAUUGCAGCUAAUAGAGCACUUAGAGACGCUGGAAUUUCUUAUGACCAGGUGGAGCAUGCCUUUAUUGGAUAUGUGUAUGGAGACUCUACAGCUGGACAGAGAGCUCUUUAUGAAGUUGGAAUGACUGGUAUUCCUAUCACAAAUGUAAACAAUAACUGCUCAACUGGAUCAACUGCUCUGUAUAAUGCAGCUCUGAUGAUUAAAGCAGGUAUUCAUGAUUGCUGCAUGGCACUAGGAUUUGAAAAGAUGGCUAGAGGAUCUUUGACCUUAGCCUUCUCUGACAGGUCAUCUCCUCUUGAAAAAUUCAUUACCAAGAAUCAUGAACUAAGAACAGAUUCUGGAAAACCAUUCGCCCCUCAACUGUUUGGAAAUGCAGGACUAGAACAUAUGGAAAAAUAUGGAACUACAGAAGAACAUUUUGCAAAGGUUGCUUAUAAAAACCAUCUUCAUAGCGUAAAUAACCCUUACAGUCAAUUCAGAACUAAGUACACUCUGGAUGAGAUUAAGGAGAGCCCUAUGAUUCAAGCCCCUCUAACUAAGUUACAAUGCUGUCCAACUAGUAAUGGAGCUGCAUGCGCAAUUAUAGCUAGUGAAGAAUUUGUAAAAGCUCAUGGAUUAGAAGAUCAAGCUGUUGAGGUCUUAAGUAUCACAAUGGCGACAGAUACUGCUGCAACAUUCGAAGACAACUCAAACAUAAAACUUGUUGGACAAGAUCUGACCAAGAAUGCUGCUAAGCAGGCUUUUAAAGAGACUGGACUGACUCCUGAUGAUUGCGAUGUCUGUGAAUUGCACGACUGUUUCUCAGCAAAUGAAUUAAUUACAUAUGAAAAUCUUGGGCUUUGCCCAGAAGGUAAAGCUGGGAAAUUUAUUGACGAAGAUGCAUUCACGUAUGGCGGAAAGAUAGUAGUUAACCCAAGCGGAGGCCUGAUUUCUAAAGGCCACCCAUUAGGAGCUACAGGCCUUGCUCAAUGUUCAGAAUUAUGCUGGCAACUGAGAGGAAUGGCAGACAAGAGACAAGUAGAUGGUGCCAAAAUAGCAAUUCAGCAUAAUUUAGGCCUUGGUGGAGCAUGAAUCGUUGCACUCUAUAAGAAAUAUAAUGAUAAGUCUGGAAAAGUAAGAGAAGAUCAAUCAGCUGAUCCAGAAUUCCUUGAGAAAAUUGAAACAAGAGAAAAAGAGCCAAGUCUUCUUGCAAAGAUUUAAAAUACGCUUCAAGUAAAUACGUCAUUAUUCAACGA